AUGAUUAUAUCAUAUUUUCCAAAAUGUGGUACCAUUUUAGCUGUUUUUGUCCUGAGUGUUGGUGCACUGGACACUCUUAUCGCUGCAGUGUAUGAGCAUGCUGUUAUGUUACCAAACAGAACAGAAACUCCUGAGCCAGCACUCCGGUUUGGCCGCAGCCCAGUGCAAGAAAGGCUCAGCUGUCUGGCCAAGGACAACUCUAUCUACAUUGUGGCAAAUAUUGGGGAUGAGAAGUCAUGCAAUGCCAGUGACCCUCAGUGUCCCCCUGAUGGUCGUUACCAAUACAACACUGAUGUGGUGUUUGAUUCUGAGGGUAGGCUGGUGGCCCCCUACCACAAGGUGAGAAUUACUUUACAAUCUUUUGCACCUGAAAUUCAAUUUGAUUUCCCCAAGGACUCAGAACUUGUGCCUUUUGACUCUCCCUUUGGGAAGUUUGGCAUUUUCACUUGCUUUGACAUUUUUUCUCAUGACCCAGCCCGAGCCCUGGGAGUCAACCUGCUUGCUACCAAUACCCACAACACGAGCAUGCACAUGACACAAAGUGGAAUCUGCUCACCGGAGGCUGUCAAGGUGUAUUACUAUGAAAUGGAAACAGAGAGUGGCCAGCUGAUGCUCUCAGAAUUGAAGUCCCGGCCUUGAAGAGAACCCAGUUACUCUGCAGCUGUUCACUGGAGUGCUUAUGCCAGAGGUGUCAAGCCAUUCUCAUCUGAACGGUUGAAUUUUCCAGGGAUGAUUUAUUUUGAUGCGUUCACCUUCACCAAGCUUAAGAGAAACACAGGAAAUUACACAGUUUGUCACAAAGACCUGUGUUGUCACUUAACUUACAAGAUGUCUGAGAAAUGAAACAGUGAGGUGUACGCACUAGGUGCCUAUGACAGCCUGCACAUGGUAGAAGGCCAGUAUUACUUACAGGUAUGCACAUUACUGAAGUGUCAAACCACUGACCUGAGAACUUGUGGAGAGGCUGUGGGGUCAGCUUUUACCAAGUUUGAAGAAUUCUCCCUCAGUGGCACAUUUGGAACGAGUUAUGUUUUCCCACAGAUCAUUCUUAGUGAGAGUCAGCUUGCCCCUGAAAGACAUUAUGAGGUUUCAGGAGAUGGACGUCUGCAGAGCCGAGGCGGAGCCCCUUUGCCUUUCUUGGUUCUGGCCCUGUAUGGAAGAGUGUUUGAGAGGGACCCUCUGCGCUUAGGGCAGGGAACUGGGCAACUGCCAUGA
Messenger RNA from Globicephala melas (long-finned pilot whale), 1215 nucleotides. RefSeq names its product vascular non-inflammatory molecule 3-like. The record is from RefSeq and is a predicted model, not a curated record. Gene Ontology annotation, biological process: pantothenate metabolic process. NCBI's taxonomy places the organism in Eukaryota, Metazoa, Chordata, Mammalia, Artiodactyla, Delphinidae. Gene Ontology annotation, molecular function: pantetheine hydrolase activity.